UGACUCGAAGCUAACGGAUACGUGGCACAAAGUGUUGAAAUAACCUAUCGCAAAUAACUAAAUAAAGUACAAGCAGCGUCAAAUAGCUAACAAGGAAAACUCAUUUUGUUAUUUUUGGGUUAUUAGUGCACAUUCUUCAUCAUGACCGACAUUUCUAUGCUAUGUGGUUUGCUUUUAUUGUGUGAUUAUUUUGGAAUGUUAACGAAAUUCGGUGGCACGUACUGGCAAAAGGUGAGUGACUUAUCAAGACCUAUAUUACGCCGUCAUAUCGAACGGGUACUUUCAAGCAUCCCAUUUGUGAGAGACUAUUUUGGUGCCGAGUCACAGCAAAAAUUGCUCUUCGUGCCCGAUGCUGAUAACCAACCUGAGGGGGGAACACGAAAUAUCGGAACCUGCGCUAUUUCGUUUUUUAUUGAAUGAAGAAACUCUCGAAGAUAUCAUAAAAGCUAAAGGUGAAAUCCCUGACAUGCUGAGCGUUCUAAGAGACAUCAACAAAGAGUCGAAAAUCACCGAGUUCGAAACCCACCAAAGCAGCAUGGGCACAACGAAAGAUUUGAAAAGGGCAUUUCACGUUUUCAUCGUCUUCAAGACGACAUGUCAAACAGAUGGAGACUAUUGGUGGUCAUUGGAAAAAAACAGGGAUUACAUCGUCUUGCAACGAUCGCGCAACAAAGAAAACGUCAAGGACAAGUGUUAUGGAGAAACGCGAAAUGAAGUGAAACCCAUCGUCGAAAAUUUGGUAGGAAACGGUACGAUUAAAGAUCUUUUUGCGAUUCUUUGGGCCCAUCAGAUCAUUCCAGAAAAGUACAACAUCUUGAAUUCAAACUGCCAGUCCUUUGUCACUUUCAUCAGUCAAGAAAUUACCGAAAUAGGAUACCAAUACGAUGGUUUUUUCAAGUACUCUCCUCCUCCUGAAAGUGGCCGGAACCAAAAAAUGUUGGAUUUAAUCAACAUCUUAAGGGGUCGUUUUGAACUGUCCCCUUUAUUCACAUUAAUUGUAAUGGAAAAUAUCGACCUUGUGGAUAAAAUGAUGGCGAGUGGCAAGUACGACAUCAAUGCCUUACACAAUGGACUUACUCCGCUUCAUUUGGCGAUGGUUUGUUCGAGAACCAAAAUGGUUCAACAUCUUCUAAAAGAUCCAGUGAAUGCCGACCCAACGAGGCGCGAUGCAUCCGGGAGGAGCGCCCUUCAAUUAGCGGUCACCAUCACAAUGAAAGCGGAUAUCUUCGAUUUGCUCCUAGCUCAUAGCAAAGUCAAGAUUGACGAAGUAGACGGAGAUGGAGAAACGGCUCUCCAUUUGGCCGCUUAUCUAUCCAACGCCAUUGCUGUUCAAAAAUUACUAGAAAAAGGAGCAAAUCCCAACGUAUCCGACAAAAAAGGUCGAUCUCCUCUUCAUUUGGCAGCCCAGCAAAGAGACGAUGACGCGAUCAUUGAUUUCUUCCUAGCUCAUUGCAAAGUCAGAGUCGACGAUGUAGACGUAAAAGGACAAACUGCUCUCCAUUUGGCCGUUGUCGCAUCCAACGUCAUCGCUGUUAAGAAAUUAAUAGAAAAAGGAGCCAAUCUUAGCAUUUUCGACAAAGAAGGUCUGUCUGUUCUUCAUGUGGCAGCACAGGAAAGAGACGGUAAUCCUAUAAUAGAUCUACUCCUGGAAGCUCAAAAAGUCAAAGGGAUGGGCGAUGUAAACGAUCAAAAUGAAAACGGAUGGACUGCACUUCAUUACGCCGCCUUCAAAUCCAACGAAAUCACUGCCGAGCAUUUGAUCAACAAGGGCGCUGAUCUCCACUGUCGAAACAAUUAUGGCGAUACUCCACUUCACAUGGCUGCAACAUUCGCAACGGACAUGAACAUCAUCGACGUAUUAUUGCGGAACAUUCACGAAGGAGAUAUCGGACAGUUUAGAAACGAUAGACAACUUUUCUUUUACGCGACACAUAACGUGCACGGGCUAGGAGUAGAAAUUGGUGAUCGGUUUUUGAAAAAGGGCAUAGAACCUCCGACUAUCGAAACUGACGAGUGUUCACAGGAAAUGGAUGAAAUUCCGGAAGAAGGAAAUUUCGAUAUUAACGGCCGCGACAGCAAUGGGGAAACUCCACUCUUUGUCGCAAUACGGGCCAACAACGUGAAUGGUGUUAGACGUCUGCUGGGAAAAGGAGCCGACCCCACCGUCCCCGACAACAAAGGCUACACUCCACUUCAUGUGGCAGUGGCACUCAAUAAAGAUUCCAAAAUUCUCAAUUUACUUCUGGGAAACGAAAAAGUUGACGUCAAUGAAACUUUAUCUCAAGGUAGAACGACAGCCCUCCAUAUGGCAAUUGCAACAUCCAACGUGACUACCGCUCGCUCCCUUUUAUCAAAUGGAGCUAAUCCCAAUGUCGCCGAUGACAAUGGAUUCACUCCACUUCAUUGUGCGGCAAGGUUUGCCAAAGACAUGGAUACGGUCGAACUACUCCUCAAUCAUAAAGACACGAAUGUCAACUGCUUGGACAAUAAAGGGCAUCACAGUGCGCUAGACUACGCAAAGGUCAACACACACGGGCACGGUGAAAGAAUUGCCAUCCGUUUAAAAGAGAAAGGUGCAGUGGAAAGAGAAAACAAACUGCUCCAAGGAACUAAUGAAAUAAUGAAAAAACAUAUGCGUGUUUUCAGCAAUGAUAAGCUCCGCAAAUUUGCCAAAUUUUUAAGCGACGAUACAAAAACAAUGGAGGCCAAAAUCGACAAAAUUUCGGAAAGGAAGGAAUACGUGGUUUCAGCUAUACGAGAUUCGAACGUAGGAAGUAUUCGUAUCCUAUUGAAAAGUGGAGCAGGUGACAGGACAUGGGGAGAAGAGGGAGCGAAUGCUCUUCAUUUGGCAUCCCUUUUGGCAAAGACGACGGAUCUCAUCGACGCCAUUCUGGAAACUAGAAAAUUCGACAUCAACGGAGUCGACAACGAUGGAUGGACACCUCUCCAUUAUGCAAUCAUGGGAACCAAUUUAGAAAUAAAUACUCGUCACCUGAUUGGAAAAGGAGCCGAUCCCGAUAUUGCCGACAAGAAGGGCUACACCCCACUUCACUAUGCGGCCUUUAAUGCGAAAGAAAUUGAAAUUGAAACAAUCAGUCUAAUCCUGGAAAAUCAACAUGUCGAUAUCAAUCACAUUAACAAAGGUGGAGAGACUGAUCUUCAUUAUGCAAUUAAGGCCAGCAACGCGGAGAUGGCUCGAUGCUUGCUGGAAAAAGGAGCCGAUCCCACCAUACGCAACACUGAGGGCAACAAUUCAUUUCAAUUGGCAGCACUAUUUCUGACAGACACCCAUGUUCUCGGUCUCAUGUUGGGAAACGAAAAAAAGAUUGAGAUUGACGAAAGGGACAAACAAGGCAGGACUGCCCUCCAUCUAGCGAUUGCAACAUCAAACGUGACUGCCACUCGCUUCCUCUUAUCAAAUGGAGCUAAUCCCAAUGUCGCUGAUGAAGAUGGACUCACUGCACUUCAUCAGGCGGCCAAAUAUGUAAAAGACAUGGACAUUGUCGAGUUACUCUUGAAUCAUAAAGACAUCGAUGUCCACUAUUUAGACAACCAAGGAAACAAUGCUCUAUAUUACGCAAAGGUCAACAUGUUCGGGCACGGUAAGAGAAUUGCUAAACUUUUGAAAGAAAAAGGCGUCGUCUCUCAAAAUGCAAACUCCCUUAACGACGAAAAAGUCGAAAAUGAGGUGACAUUCGAAAAUAAUGUGAAAGGAAUUCUACAAAAGGCAUUCCUAGAUUCGGAGGUGGGAAUGGCUCGUUUCCUAAUACAUACAGGAGUAGAUAUAAGCACUGUGACAUGGGGAGAAGAAGGAUGGAAUGCACUUCACAUGGCAUCCAUUUGUGCAAAGACGACCGAAAUACUUGACGUCAUUCUGGCAACCGGUCAAUUCGACAUCAAAGGUUGUGACGUAAAUGGGGCGACUGCUCUCCAUUUCGCAUUGCGCGCCAAAAACAUGACUACUGCUCGCUACUUGCUGGAAAAGGGAGCCGAUCCCACCAUAAGUGACAAGAAUGGAGUUACUCCACUUCACUGGGCGGCCUAUUUUGCAACAACAACUGACAUAAUCAGUCGGAUCCUGAAACGUUUUCUAGUCGAUAUUAAUUGUCGUGACGUCAACGGAAGUACCGCUCUCCAUUAUGCAAUAAUGGCCAGCAACGUGAUUACUGCUCGAUGCUUGCUAAAAAAAGGAGCCGAUCCCACCGUCCGCGACAACAAAGGCUACACUCCACUUCACAUUGCGGCGGAAAUCGAUAAAGAUUCCGAUAUUCUCAAUUUACUCGUGUCAAACGAAAAAGUUGACAUCAAUGAAACGACAUGUCAAGAUAGAAGGACUGCUGUCCAUCUUGCAAUUAUAAAAUCCAACGUGACUGCCGCUCACUUCCUGUUAUCAAAUGGAGCCAACCCCAGUGUCGCUGAUAAAAAUGGACGCACUCCACUCCACUGGGCGGCACUUCUUGCCAAAGACAUGAACAUCGUCGGACUACUUCUCAACCACAAAGGCACGAAUGUCAAUUAUUUAGACAACGAAGGAAACGACGCGCUACAUUACGCAAUGAAAAACAUACACGGACUAAGUGAGAGAAUUGCUAAUCGAUUGAAAGAAAAAGGUUUCGCGAGAGUCGAAGAAAAAAUAUUUCAAGCUGAUUUGCUUGACGAAUGCACAGGGGGAAAGGCCAUUGGACAUUCCCUAGACAACAACAACUACAAAAACGAGAACGAAACCGAGAGUCUUGAAAAAUCAGCUCUGUAUAAAGUUGUCAUGGAUUCGGACGGGGAUAAGACUCUCUCAAGUCCCCUAAUCAAGAAGGGAGCGGAACUGGAUAAAGGGAAAUGUGAUGAAAUGCAUUUGGCCUACCGUUAUGCGGAGAUGAAGGGAAUCGUGGAUAAUCUUCUGACUGUUCUGUACGGGACAACAGCUCCCAAUUGCAUAUCAGAUGCCAUCGACGAGAACUUGUUGAACGACAAAUUCGAUAUUGACCACCGAAACCAAUUUGGAAUGACUGCCCUGCACAGGGCAGUCAUGGAAUCCAACAGAGCUACAGCAGGAUUUCUUUUAUCAAAAGGAGCUAACCCAAACGCUGCUGAUCAAAAUGGUGUCACUCCACUUCAUUUGGCGGCCUAUUUUGCAAAUAUGCAAAUAUGCAUGGACAUCGUCAAACUACUCCUCAACCACAAAGACACAAAUGUCAACUAUUUGGACAACGUAGGAAGAAAUGUGCUACAUUACACACAGUUAAACAAGUACGGGCUCGGCGAAGCGAUUGCUGAUCUUUUGAGGGAAAAAAGGGCCCCGAAGGCAGAAGGAAUAAAACACAAACCGAAGAACAUUGCGGCACCAGUACCAGAUCGUAUCCAAGAAGAUUCCGAUAUAAAAACGAUUCGUUUCUUGAUAGAAAACGGACAAGAUAUUAGCGCGUUGACAUGGGGAGAAGACGGAGCGAACGCACUUCACGUGGCGGCGGCUAAUGAAAAGACGACGGAAUUCAUCGACGCCAUUCUGGAAACAGGAAAAUUCGACAUCAACGGAGUUGACGGCAAUGGAUGGACACCUCUCCAUCACGCAAUAAUGGGGUCAUGUUCUACAAAAAUUGUUCCUCACCUGAUUCAACUGGGAGCCGAUCCCAACAUUGCCGGUCAGUACGGAAUCACUCCACUGCAUUUAGCGGCCAAAAAUGAAGAGACGACGGAACUCAUCGACGUCAUUCUGGAAACCGAGCAAUGCAACAUCAACCCAGUUGACAGCGACGGAAGGACACCUCUCCAUUACGCAAUUAAGAGACCCGACCCUGUUACAAUUAAUGCUCGUCGUCUGAUUAAAAUGGGAGCCGACCCCGGUAUCGCCGAUAAGAAUGGAGUCACCCCUCUUCACAUGGCAGCGAGAAAUGCAGAAUCGAUGGACCUCAUCGAGCUACUCCUUAAUACUGAAGCGGUGGACGUGAAUUGUGUCGACAAACAAGGCCAAACUCCUCUCGCUUGUGCUCGAGACAACACACACGGACUAGCUGAGAGGAUUAUCGCUCGUCUGAGGGAAUAUGAUGAUAUGGAAUAACAUCGUGUGACAGCAGGAGCAAUGGGCGUAAUCCGGAGGUGACUGGAGAUGACUGGAGGGGAGUUCCGUACGCCGGAAGAAUAUUUC
Daphnia pulex (common water flea) is the source of this 6139-nucleotide messenger RNA. Its product is annotated as serine/threonine-protein phosphatase 6 regulatory ankyrin repeat subunit B-like. The record is from RefSeq and is a predicted model, not a curated record. The transcript is spliced from 2 exons. Lineage: Eukaryota; Metazoa; Arthropoda; Branchiopoda; Diplostraca; Daphniidae. Gene Ontology annotation, molecular function: protein binding. Gene Ontology annotation, cellular component: nucleus. Gene Ontology annotation, biological process: regulation of gene expression. The coding region runs from base 350 to 6052 and encodes 1900 amino acids.